UCAGCAGCGCUCAAGCAGUGGAUUGCCAGGUACUGUUUGCCUUUGAUUACACCACAGCGUGUCUUGCAUAUUUUUAAUAAGUCGACUUUAUUGUAACUUGUUUUGUUGCUGGACUUAUGAGGAACACUGAUGUGAAGUCUGAUUUUCUUUUUGCUAAUGUAGAAAAUGAAGCAUAAAAAUUUACUUUUACAGUUUCUCUCUGUCAUGAAUGUUUAGAUAUUUUAUCCCACAUUUACAGAUAAAAAAUGCAUUUUGUGUUGCAGGAUGCAUGUGUGACCCGGUGGGGAAAGUGCAUGGUUUUGCGGUGGUGUCUGUGUGCGGCUGCUGCGCUCAUGGCUCGGAGGAGGGCUGCAGGUGGCUGCUGCUGCCCCAGAGCCCCCAUGAAUGAGGACAACGCUCGUUUCUGCCUGCUGGCCGCUCUCAUCUUCCUCUACAUGUUGUGCGGCGCUGCCAUCUUCUCCGCACUGGAACACCCUUUCGAGCUCCGCGCCCGCUCGCUCUGGAAGGAGCAGCUGGAGAACUUCACCCGGCGGUACCGGGUCAACCUGGGCGCCCUGCACACCCUGCUGCGGCAGUACGAGGAGGCGAACGGAGCUGGGAUCCGAGUGGGCACGCUCAGGCCGCGCUGGGACUUUUCUGGAGCUUUUUACUUUGUUGGCACCGUGGUCUCCACCAUAGGUUUCGGCAUGACCACGCCAGCGACCAUAGCAGGAAAGAUCUUCCUCAUCUUCUAUGGCCUCAUAGGCUGCGCUGCAACCAUCCUCUUCUUCAACCUGUUCCUGGAGAGGAUCAUCACCAUGCUGGCCUACAUCAUGCGCUGGUGUCACGAGCGUCGGCUGAAGUGUGGCGCGUUGGGGGCCAUGUCGAGCAGGGAGGAGUCACCUGGUGAGGAGGACAGCCUGGAAGGCUGGAAACCAUCUGUCUAUUACGUGAUGUUGAUCCUGGGGGUGGCGUCUGUUGUGAUCGCCUGCAGCGCCUCCACUCUGUACAGCUCCAUGGAGGACUGGAGCUACCUGGACUCUCUUUAUUUCUGCUUUGUGGCCUUCAGCACUAUUGGUUUUGGGGACCUGGUGAGCAGUCAGAGGGAGCAUUAUGAAUCUCAGGGGGCCUACCGGCUGGGAAACUGCCUUUUCAUCUUGAUGGGAGUAUGCUGUAUCUACUCACUCUUUAAUGUGAUUUCAAUUGUCAUCAAGCAAACUCUGAAUUGGAUUCUGGGGAAGUUGGUCUGCUCAGGACACCGCCCGCUCCGCUCUUGCCCCGUACGGGGUUUCUGCUGCUCCUGCCUCCGGGGCAACAAGCACAACUUGAGGCCCACUCACUUCAAACAAAGACGGCUGAAGCGCAACGCAGUGCAGCCCGUUCCAUCCCAGCGCCCCACCGGCAGACACCGCUACACGGACGGCUCCGUGGAGACGGUGUGCGACAGCGAGACGGAAGCCGGCGCUGCGGCUGAAGUGGGCCGCCGUCUGUCUGAAGAGAUGAUCUCUGUCAACGAGUUCACCGUGUCCAAUAAGGUGUCUCUGGCACUGCUGCAGAAGCAGCUGAGUGAAACCGCUCACCAGGGCCCACGGCAGAGCUAUGGCCACCAGAAUGGAUUUUCUGGAGGGGUGGGGGCCUUGGCUAUCAUGAACAACCGCCUACAGGAAACCAGUGUGGAUAGAUAGCAGCAAAACAUUCCUGUGCCUGUACAUAUUGCUCUUGACUCCCCAUAUUAGAAACAAAUCUUCAAAAACACUGACUGUAGAAAUCAGAGCAUAGAACCACCAACUCUGGGUGUCAGAGAUGCGUUUGAUUCAGCAAGGGGGAAUAGAAAGAGACAAAAUUCACUAUGAAAAGGAGUCUGAUGUCCUUAAGUGAUUGACUCACACCAAAGUAAUCAGAUGAAAGAGGCGAUGAAGGGCCUCUCAAAGAGGACUGCUGAUUUAAGAGCGCUGUAUAUGUGGCUGAGCCUCCUCAGCACAUAUGUGAGGUGAUGGUCAUUACAGCAGAAGAUCAAACACAAUGAUUUCUCUUCCCUGUGCAUUGUUUAGCAGCAAGUGUAAAACAUCUACAAUGUGAUUCAACAUAACUGGUCUAAUGCAGCAAGAAAGAUGCACUUUAACCGGCGGAUGGCUCAAAAGGUACCCAUCUUGCUUUAUAGCCGCAUUUCAUUGAAAUUCAUAGUUAUCUUGAAAGAGAUGCAGGCCUUUCAGUGGAGAAGAUCUAAUCAAACGCGGCCUGCAGAGGACACUCUUAUGCCUGUGAGUGCUUGGCAAGCAGGCAGGAACAGCGUCGCACAGACCGAGAGAAAACAAAGCUUUCCAUCUGUAUCCUUUUCUAUGCAAAACCAAAAAAAAGAAGAAGAAACUUUAGGGGUGUAACAAUCAAUCAACUUAAUCGAUAAAUCG
Messenger RNA from Oryzias melastigma (Indian medaka), 2387 nucleotides. Its product is annotated as potassium channel subfamily K member 13. The transcript has 2 exons. NCBI's taxonomy places the organism in Eukaryota, Metazoa, Chordata, Actinopteri, Beloniformes, Adrianichthyidae. Bases 246 to 1664 code for a protein of 472 amino acids. Gene Ontology annotation, cellular component: membrane. The record is from RefSeq and is a predicted model, not a curated record. Gene Ontology annotation, biological process: potassium ion transmembrane transport; stabilization of membrane potential. Gene Ontology annotation, molecular function: potassium ion leak channel activity.